Molecule: messenger RNA, 2052 nt
Organism: Rangifer tarandus platyrhynchus (Svalbard reindeer)
Lineage: Eukaryota; Metazoa; Chordata; Mammalia; Artiodactyla; Cervidae
Source: the annotation of a GenBank genome assembly
AUGGACUUUAGGGAAAUUCUCCUGAUAGCUUCCAAAGCGCAGGGUGUCAACAACGUGCCGAAAAGAUACAGUUUGGCAGUGGGACCUCCCAAAAAAGACCCCAAAGUUAAGGGUGUCCAGUCAGCAGCUGUCCAGGCUUUUCUCAGAAGGAAAGAAGAGGAGCUCAGACGAAAAGCCUUAGAAGAGAAGAGGAGAAAAGAAGAGCUAGUGAAAAAGCGAAUUGAGCUGAAACAUGACAAGAAGGCAAGAGCUAUGGCCAAGAGGACAAAGGAUAAUUUCCACGGUUACAAUGGGAUUCCUGUUGAGGAAAAGUCAAAGAAGAGGCAGGCAAUGCAAAGUCACACUCGCCAGGGAGCAGACCAAGAGUACGAGGUGGAAGAAGAGGAUGAGUUCUUAGAAUACAAUCAAGCAGAGUCAGAGCAGGAGUACGAGGAAGAGCAGGAACCUCCCAAAGUUGAAAGCAAACCAAAGGUCCCCCUCAAAAGUGCCCCACCAGUCAUGAACUUCAGUGAUCUGCUCAGGCUGGCUGAGAAAAAGCAGUACGAGCCGGUGGAGAUAAAGGUAGUGAAGAAGACAGAAGAGCGGCCCUUGACUGCAGAAGAACUUAGGGAGCGGGAAUUCCUUGAACGAAAGCGGAGGAAAAGGACACCUGAGACAGAUGCCAGGCCACCACCAACCAGAAGAGUACCCUCUCAGAAAGAAAGUGUGGGCACAAAGCUUAGCAGAGGCUCUGGAGACAUGCAUCCUGCUUCCAAGGGUACUGUCCUUCCUCAUCCUGAGAAGAGACCCAGACCCAGCACAGCUGAUGAAAAGCGCUUGCAUUUGUCUUCGUCCAAAUCCGUGCCGGGGGAGAGGACCAAAGGAGCCCCUGGCAGUUGCUCCCAACCCUCACUUCAUGAGGGCCGUGAUAGACCUGUUUUCAAUGGGGCUGGAAAGCCCCACCCCAGCACCUAUUCACCAAGUGUCCCAAAGACUUCUGCUAAAGGGCCUCAGAAAUCUGCCCCCGAGCACAAAGCCAAAAAAUCUCCUCCCCAUCCUAGCCAUUCCAGGCCUGGACCCAUGGCCACCCCACACAAUAAGGCCAAGAGUCCAGGUGUCCGGCCGCCAGGCAGCAGCUCCAGCCCAGCCCCUGGGCGGCCUAGCACAGGGCCUGCCCGGCCCACGGUUAGUCCUGGCCCCGUGCCCAAGCGGCAGAAUGGCAGCUCCAACUCAGGACCCGAGCGAUCAGUCAGUGGGAACAGGAAGCCAGCCAGUGACUUCAGUCCCCCAAGACGGACAGUCAGUGGUACAAGUGGCCUUGGUCGACCUGCAAGCAGCUCAGGGGGCCCUGGGCGGCCUGUCAGUGGCUCCGGUGGUUCUGGGCGACCCGUGGGCAGCUCUGGGGGCCCUGGGCGGCCUGUAAGCAGUCCACAUGAACUUCGACGACCAGUGAGUGGCUCAGGCCCCCCUGGGCGAUUGGUCAGUGGCCCUGGCCGGUCGGUCAGUGGCCCAGCUCCAGCUGGACGACCUGUCAGCAGUUCAGGCCCUGGUAGACCAGGGAGCAGCUUGGGACCUGGGCGAACAGUUAAUACCUCAGGUCCCCCUCUGAAGCCCAAAUGCACUGUUGUCUCAGAAACAAUUUCUUCCAAGAAUAUAAUCAGCCGGCCCAGCAAUGGACAGAUGAAUGGAAUGAAGCCAUCCUUAGCUGGCUACAGAUCAGCCCAUGGUCCUCAAAGGCUUCCCUUUCCUAGUGGUUACAAAAGGCAGCGAGAAUAUGAAGAGGAGGAAGAUGAUGAUGAAGAAUAUGACUCUGAAAUGGAAGACUUUAUUGAAGAUGAAGGAGAACCUCAGGAAGAAAUAUCCAAGCACAUUCGAGAAAUCUUUGGCUAUGACCGAAAAAAAUACAAAGAUGAAAGUGAUUAUGCCUUACGUUACAUGGAGAGUAGUUGGAAGGAGCAGCAGAAAGAAGAAGCGAAGAGCUUAAGAUUAGGUAUGCAAGAAGAUUUAGAGGAGAUGAGACGUGAAGAAGAAGAAAUGAGACGUCGAAAGGCCAAGAAGCUGAAGAAGCGUUAG